This is a messenger RNA of Arachis duranensis, 591 nucleotides long. RefSeq lists its product as uncharacterized. The record is from RefSeq and is a predicted model, not a curated record. The transcript is spliced from 2 exons. Bases 1 to 591 code for a protein of 196 amino acids. Lineage: Eukaryota; Viridiplantae; Streptophyta; Magnoliopsida; Fabales; Fabaceae.
AUGAAGGACAUUCUAAGUCAUAAGAAGGAUUGGAGAGAGACACAAACAGUCCUCCUCACUGAGGAAUGUAGUGCAAUCAUUCAGAACAGCUUACUAGAGAAGCUUAAAGAUCUUGGAAGCUUUAUGAUACCAUGCACUCUAGGUGAUGCUUGUACAAGGACAGCUCUAUGUGACCUUGGAGCAAGCAUCAACCUAAUAUCAGCUUCACUAAUAAAGAAGCCCUGUUUGACUGAGGAAGUCAAACCAACCCGCAUGUGCCUUCAACUUGCUGAUGGAUCUAUUAAGAUACCAUCAGGAGUAAUAGAGGACAUGAUUUUCAAGGUUGGACCUUUUGCCUUUCCCACUGACUUUAUGGUAUUGGACAUAGAGGGACACAAGAGUGUUGUGCAGCAUCCAGACAUUCCUAAGGAAUGCCUGAGCAUUGACUUCAUUGAUUCCCUGGUGGAAGAAGUCAAUAUGGCUGAAAGCUCCAAGGACAGGCUUGAUGAUAUCCUUAAUGAUACUCAUCCUAAUUCAGAGGAACCUCUAGAAACCUUUGAGGAAAAGGAGAAGCCUCCUACGCUUAAGCUUAAGCUAUUACCCCCUCCUUGA